Geodia barretti is the source of this 304-nucleotide messenger RNA. The record is from the annotation of a GenBank genome assembly. Lineage: Eukaryota; Metazoa; Porifera; Demospongiae; Tetractinellida; Geodiidae.
UACAGUAUUACAGCCAUACUUUCCUAAAACCAACAAUUCAAGGACUGAAGAAGUGACAGUAUUCUGGCUGGAAGCUAUGUCUGAAGGUGGCAAGAAAGCGACUCCCAUGGACCAAGCAGCCAAGUCGAGGAUAAUGUCUUCGGAGUACAAGGGGAAUGAUGGGAAGUCCACUGGCUGGUCCAGCAGAGCCCAGAGUGCUGCAGACAGAAACUACCCUCAGCACCACGGAAAAGAUUCCUCAGUUAGCUACACCCCUCUUGUGUGUCUGUUCUUUGGAACCAAUGACUCCACUCUCAAUUCAUAA